Molecule: messenger RNA, 1461 nt
Organism: Salvelinus namaycush (lake trout)
Lineage: Eukaryota; Metazoa; Chordata; Actinopteri; Salmoniformes; Salmonidae
Product: prostaglandin E2 receptor EP1 subtype-like
Exons: 5
Coding region: 1-1461 (486 amino acids)
Biological process (GO): inflammatory response; positive regulation of cytosolic calcium ion concentration; adenylate cyclase-activating G protein-coupled receptor signaling pathway
Cellular component (GO): plasma membrane
Molecular function (GO): thromboxane receptor activity; prostaglandin E receptor activity
Source: RefSeq, a predicted model, not a curated record
AUGUGGAGGGAGAGACGUAGCACGGGCCUUGUUGAAGACCACCCGGAGGUCCAGGUGAACAGCGGGAACUUCCGGGGUUCCUUGGAGACGAGGUGGGAGCAGUGGUCGAGCGAGUGUGACCGGGAACAGACCUCCUCUCCCUCCUACAUUCCCGUAGCCGCCCAUCGCUCCAUAAGUCUGCCACACUACCGGAGUCUUGCCAUAGUUGGAGCAGCUUACGAGCAGCCUCUCUCCCGGACAAUCGAACACUUUACGUACCUCCGUAGCCCAGUGCCCUCUCAUUCUGAGGACCCCGAUGACUACCUGAGGCCAGUGAUGUUGGCCAUGCAGCACUACAACUCCUCAGGCCUGGCUGCCCCCAAUCUCCUCCCCAACCAGACCUGGGGGGUGGAGGGGGUGCCGGCCAUGGCCUGGAGGGCAAACAUCACCACAGAGAGGCCCAUGUCUCCCCCCAGUAACCCCACUGCAGCUGGCCUCUCUAUGACCCUGGGCAUCCUGUCCAACAUCGUGGCCCUGGUCAUCCUGGCGAAAGCCUACGCCCGUCUGCGCCGCCGCUCCAAGGCCACCUUCCUGCUCUUCGCCAGUUCCCUGGUGGCCACAGACUUUGCCGGCCACAUCAUCCCCGGUGCCCUGGUGUUGAGGCUGUACUCAGCUGGGGCUGCGACUGGGCCCUUAGCUCGCGCUGCCACCGAUGCCCCCUGCCAGUUCCUAGGGGGUAGCAUGGUGUUCUUCGGCUUGUGCCCAUUGUUCCUGGGCUGUGCCAUGGCUGCUGAGCGCUGCCUGGGUGUCACACAGCCCCUGCUCCAUGCCUCACUGGUCACCACGGCUCGCACCAAGAUGGCACUAGCUCUCAUCUGGCUGCUGGCUCUGUGUGUGGCCUUCCUGCCCUUCUUCAGGCUGGGGGCCUACACCUACCAGUACCCCUGGACCUGGUGCUUCAUCAGGGUCCUGGGAGAGACUCGGGAGACGGACGUGGCCUUUGUCAUGCUGUUCUCUGGACUGGGUCUGGCCUCUCUGACUGUGGCCCUGGUGUGUAAUACCAUCAGUGGGGUCACGCUGGUGCUUGCCAGACUGCGUAAGAAGUGUAAGACCUGCUACCGUCGCUCAGCCAAGUCCCAUGACAUUGAGAUGGUGGCCCAGCUGGUGGGCAUUAUGAUCACUUCUUGCAUCUGCUGGAGCCCCCUGCUGAUCUUUGGCCUGAUGUCAGUCACACGGUCCUAUAGUGGUUCCAUAGGCAAUGACCAGGACACAUACAGGAGGUUGAUGGUGAUGGGCGUCCGGCUGGCCUCCUGGAACCAGAUCCUGGACCCCUGGGUCUACAUCUUGCUGCGCCGGUCCGUGCUGAGGAAGAUCUAUCGCAUCACCAAGAGCCGGGCCAGCUUCAAGAACAGCACCUUCCGCCAUUGGGACAUCAGCUCCUUCCAGAACUCUGAGAAAAUAAACACUGUCAACAGGAUCUGA